This is a messenger RNA of Puntigrus tetrazona (Sumatra barb), 2125 nucleotides long. It is a transcript of the gene rbm4.1, whose product is annotated as RNA binding motif protein 4.1. Gene Ontology annotation, molecular function: zinc ion binding; mRNA binding. The coding region runs from base 224 to 1477 and encodes 417 amino acids. Gene Ontology annotation, cellular component: nuclear speck; cytosol. Gene Ontology annotation, biological process: mRNA splicing, via spliceosome. The transcript has 3 exons. The record is from RefSeq and is a predicted model, not a curated record. NCBI's taxonomy places the organism in Eukaryota, Metazoa, Chordata, Actinopteri, Cypriniformes, Cyprinidae.
AGGCCACGUGGUGGGUUGAAAUCUCCGAGAGCUCCAGUUGCAAGCUAUUACAGCAGGCUUUGAGAGUGGAGAAAAUAAAAGGGGAUGGGCAGUUUUAACGCCAUGCAGCGCUAUUCUCCAGCAAGCCUCGCUUUAUGCGACGCAAGAGUGACGCCAUUUCAUCUCUCGCCGGCUCCUGCAAGCAUCGCGAAAAGGGCCUGAACGUUGACUUUACAUUACUAAAAUGGUAAAAAUCUUUGUCGGUAACCUCUCGCCGAACACUACGGCGGAGGAGAUCCGCUCCCUCUUCUCUCAGUAUGGCAAAAUAUCUGAGUGUGACAUUGUGAAAAACUUUGGCUUUGUGCACAUGGAUGACAAAGCCGAGGCAGAUGAAGCCAUUAGAAAUCUUCACCACUACGUGUUGAACGGUUUGGCGAUGAAUGUGGAGAUGAGCAAAGGGAAGCCCAAGACCUCUACAAAACUUCACGUCGGAAACAUCAGCAGUAGUUGCACCAACCAAGAGCUGAGGGCCAAGUUUGAGGAGUAUGGACCUGUGGUUGAGUGUGACAUAGUUAAAGACUAUGCGUUUGUUCAUAUGGAGCGAGUGGAAGAUGCUAUGGAGGCCAUCAGUGGCUUGGACAACACGGCCUUUCAAGGCAAACUGAUGAGCGUGAAGCUUUCGACUAGCCGCCUGCGUACCGCGCCGGGAAUGGGAGAGAGAACGGGUUGUUAUCGGUGCGGGCAGGAAGGCCACUGGUCCAAAGAAUGCCCAAUGGACCAGAACGGCUCCUACAGAGAGGGCCCAGGCUCGGCAGGAUAUGGGCCCCUCAGGUUCGGUACGGGUGGCGAACGUGGUGGCCGGGGGUUUCACCGCGGCUACAGUGGCGAGCCGGCCUUUGGUGGCAACUUUUCACACGGCUUCUCCAGGGGAACAGGGUACGCCGUCCCAGGGUAUGGAAGGGGCGCGGGUUUCGAGAGCGCAGUGAGUUACGGUAUGCCCGCGGGCUACGGCAUUGGCGCGGAUAAUAGCAUGGCCCCCGCGUACGGCAGUGAGGCUGCGUAUGGGAGCAGUGGCGUGGCCUAUGGCGGUGCGAUGCCUGCGUACCCAAUGCGGCGACCGCCCUUUGAGGAAAGAGAUCCGUACGGUGUGGUGGACUUCUACGAGAAAUAUCGGGCACGUCCGUACGGAGCAAGUUAUUUCGAAGAUAGACGCGCGGUUCCACCUCCUGUCCCUCCUCCCCCAUCCUCCUCGGCGGUCGCGAGAGAGCGCCUGUCCUCCUCUAACCAUGACCCAUAUGAGCACCAUCCCCUUCCCCCUCCUCCGGCUCCCACUUCUUCAUACUACGUCCGCGAGCGGAGCCCGAUCCGGCGAGCUCCCAUAGAGGCGGAGGGAUACGCGUACGAACGGUCGCGCCUCUCUCCCGUCUCUUCGGUUCCCAGGAGCACUGCGUAUGACGUACCGCGGGAUCCAUAUGCCGCUACGCGCUAUGCUUACUAGCCUAAUACCUGUGUGCACUCAGGUGAGAUCUUUCUAGGAUUACAAAAGGUUAGAGCUAAGUUUGGUCAAACGGAAAGCAGGGCGAUUAUUAUUAAAGGGAUAUUGGUUCCUCUCCAAUAACUGAAAAUUCUGGCAUCAUUUGCUCAACUUCUUUUGUGGUUCAUAGGGUAAAAAGUCAGAGGUUUGGAACAGCAUGAGGGUGAGUUAAUGAUGACAGACUUCUCAUUUUUGGGUGAACUAUGCCUUAUAGUUCUGUCUUUUACACGGCAGUGAAGUGUUGUUAACAAUGUUUGAUUUCAUGUCGUUGUUACUUCCUAUUACCUAAAAAAGAAAAAAAAGUGUCUUAUCACAAUUCAUGUUGUCUGUUUUGGGCACAUAAAAACUGAAUGACUGCCUGAUUUUAUUAAAAUCUUUUCUUUUUUGCAGGUGUUUCUUGGUUGGUCAUGGAUCAUUUUAGAGGUUGUGAUGCAUCCUGUUUUGCCUGGGUCAAGGACAGUACAGAUGACCCACUUCCUGGCACUAAACUCCUUUUGUUGUCUUAACAAACUUGAUGUAGCUGUUUUUUUUUAUUAUUAUUAUUAUUAUUUGAUUGUCAAUACAAAUGUGUACAUAUUUUCUUCUCGUUAAUAAAAGUUUAAACAAAAUCUA